AUGCGGCAAGAAGGUCAAGAAGAAGAAGAUGAUGGCGAUGAAAAUGUAUUUGACGAUACACCAGAUAAUUUUGUUUUAUGUGCUUUACAUCAAGCUAAAAUAUUACGCGCACGAUGGAAAUUUUGGUCUGGUUCAGUUCCGGCUAAUGUUAGUGUUCGUUUGCAUCGAUUGGAAUCACGUUUAUCAAUCAAGGAAGAAAGUCAACAACGACGAUCGACAUCAACAACUAUUGAACCGAGUUUAGAACCGUUAAAAAACCAUUCAAUGGAUAUUUCAUCGAAUGCAUUGCCUAUUCCUCUACGUCGAUUAUCAAAAAUGAAUUCAUCUGAACCUUUUCUUGCGGAAAAAAAAGAUUCUAUAUCCAUUGAUCAAUAUUUCAGUGAGAGAAUUGAACCGAAACACAAUAUCAUCUUACAAGGGCCCGAUAUUCGACGAAUUAGUGUACGAAAACGCCGCUCUCAUUUUUGGUGUUGUCAUUAG
Molecule: messenger RNA, 480 nt
Organism: Rotaria socialis
Lineage: Eukaryota; Metazoa; Rotifera; Eurotatoria; Philodinida; Philodinidae
Source: the annotation of a GenBank genome assembly